Molecule: messenger RNA, 1371 nt
Organism: Loa loa (African eye worm)
Lineage: Eukaryota; Metazoa; Nematoda; Chromadorea; Rhabditida; Onchocercidae
Exons: 9
Coding region: 1-1371 (456 amino acids)
Source: RefSeq, a predicted model, not a curated record
AUGAAAUUGAGAUCAAAUUUGGAAACAAAGGAACGUAUGGCUGAAAUUCUUGUGAAAAAAAAAAAAGGACGACAAAGUCCAAGUAUCACUAAGAUCAAAAAGAUAAUUACAGAUGAGAAAUGUUGGAACACUGCUUCCUAUGAAGAACAGGAAAGAAAAAUUAGCGAAUUACAGAAUGAUAUGUUAAUUCAAAGAGAUUACUAUCAAAAAGAAUUGGAAGAGAGUUGCGAUGAGAAGGAACGAUUAAAUAUGGAACUAUUAAAAGUUGAUGAGAAAAUUAGCAUUUUGGAAAAAGCAACAAAAAGAUUGGAAAAUGAAAAUGCAAAAUAUCUCACCAUAAUACAGGAAAUGCGUCAAAAUUCGGCAAAACAAUUGGAAGAAGAAGCAGCUAAAAUGAAGCAAUCAAUGAAAAUGAAACAAAUGAUAAAAGAAGAAUUGUAUCAAUCAAGUAAAGGAAUGGAAGCACGACUUGAAUUAAUGCUAAAGCAAAUAUGUGAUGAUAAUGUUAAACUUCAUGAACAUUUAUGGAAAAUUGAAGAAACAUAUGGAAAUGGAAAAGUUAAAAGGAUUGAAAGAGAAAAAUUUCAACAAGAAUUAAAGAAAAAACUUAACGAUUUAUUGCGAAAAUUUAAAAUUGAAGCAAUUAGUUCAAAUUUGAAAUGGUCAAAUGACGAAACUAUACAAUAUGCUAUAGAUAAUUUUGAAGCAACAAUUGAAAUUAUUUUACAAGAUAAGCCGUCAUUUCAUUCUUUGGCUGAACGACUUUCAGUUUUUAUUGAGGCAAAGAAUAAACGAAACAAUGAGCAAUUACAAUUAUCCAAGUAUGAUAAUGCAAAAAAAUCAACUAAAGGUCAAGAAUCAGAAGCUUUUGCGUUGUUCAAGGAAAGAUUUCGACAAAAAAUUCACGUAAUGUUGGCAAAAUUUAUGGAAAAACAGAAAAACGAAUUUUCAGAAAAUAUUUCGACAAUAAUAAAUCACGUGGGAGAUCUUGAUAAAAGAGUUGAUGCUAGUUUAACGAGUCGUAUUGAAAAUAUGAGUGAUAUAAUUACUCAUAUUGAUCGUAAAAAGAGUAAUCUGCAUAAAAUCGAAGAAGAUUUGGAUUACAGUAUUGUUUUGGUGAAAUCAUUAUUUGAUCAACGACAAGUUGAGUUAGAGAGAAAGGAGAAAAGUGAUAGGCCGAAUUUUGAUGAAGAAAGUUAUAAAUUGAGGGAAAAAUAUAGCCAAAUUAGCCAUAGAUAUACGAAACUGGAAGAAAGGAUGGAAAAUAUAGAAAAACAGUAUGAAGAAUUACUUUAUGCAAAACUGGAUCGUGAUGAACAAAUGUAUGAUAUAAAAAGUAGACAUCGUAAGAAAGUGACAUCAAUGUCUUAA